AUGGACCCAUAUGAGCUUAAAGGUCUUUCAGACAAUGAGUGUUUAUCUAUAUUGGUAAAAUGGGCAUUUGAAAAAGGAGAAGAGAGCAAGCAUCAAAACCUAAUCAAUAUUGGUAGAGAUAUAGUGAAGAAAUGUGGGGGAGUUCCCCUUGCAGCAAGGACCUUAGGAGCAGCAUUGCAUUCAAAAACUAAAGAGCGUGAUUGGUUGUCUGUGAGGGAUAGCGAAAUUUGGGCUUAUGCACAAAAUAAGAAUGAUAUCUUACCAGUUCUAAGGUUGAGUUAUGAUCAAAUGCCAUCGUAUUUAAAACAGUGUUUUGCCUAUUGUUCAUUAUUUGAGAAGGAUCAAAUAAUCAGCAAACAAGAGUUGAUAUAUUAUUGGAUGGCACAAGGAUUUAUAGAGUCUUUGGACAAUAAUGAAGAACUAGAAGAUACUGGUCAAAAUUACAUAGAUGAGCUGGUCAGGAGGUCCUUUCUUCAAUAUGAGGGGGGCGAAGCAUAUAAAAUGCAUGAUCUUGUUCAUGAUCUAGCAGAAUAUGUGGCCGGUAGUGAAUGCUUGACUGUGAAAAGGACAAAUAGCAAGGUAAAUCCUGACAAGGUUCGGCAUGUAUCAUUUGAUUCGAGCUCAUAUGGUGAACUUCCAAGGCCUUUAAUUGAAGCAAAGAAGCUGCGAACCAUUCUUUUUCCGAGCAAAAGGCAGCCCACCUUUGGAUCAUCAGUUGAAACAAUAAUCUCGAGUUUUAGAUGCUUACGAGUGGUAAACUUUAACAACCCUGACAUUGAAGACAACCAUGGCCAACAUUUUAAUUUCUUAUCCAAGAACGUAGUAAAUUUGAUGCACUUAAGGUACCUUAACAUGAAGUACUGUUAUGGUAUGCAAACACUCCCUAAAGGCUUUGGCAAUAGCUUGCUAUACUUGCAAUAUUUAAAUCUUUAUGGUUCAGCACUAUGUGAAUUGCCUGAAGAUUUUGGGAAACUAAUUAACCUACGUUUUUUGGGUUUAUCAUCAAUGCUGUCAUGUUUGCCUGAGAAACAGAUUGGUGGGUUGACUUCUCUCCAGGAAUUACAGCUAUAUGAUAGUUUUGAACUGACUGGUUUAGGUGAAGGGAUAGGAAAACUCACUUGCCUCCGAAAGUUGGAAAUUAAACUAUCUCCAAUGCUAACUUCAUUGCCACUUGGCAUGAGAUACCUCCCUGCCCUUGAGCAUCUGAAGAUUAGCUAUUGUUUUGCUCUCAAAUUCUCAGAGGAUAAUGAUUUGCAGGGGCUGAGAAGACUUAAAUCACUAACAUUGGUUGAUCUGCCGCGGUUGGUGAGUUUGCCCAAGGGACUUCAAGAUGCUGCUGACACGCUCAAUCAGCUCAAACUUCGAAGUUGUGAGAACUUGACAACGGUAUCAGAGUUCGUCCUCCCAUGUCUUACAUCACUUCAAGGACUUGAAAUUUAUAAUUGCCCUAAUUUGCUAUCUCUACCAAAGGAGAUGCAACAUCUCACUGAACUACACUGUCUGAGCAUCAAGGGGUGCAAACAAUUGAGUAGAAGAUGUGAGAAGGGAAUAGGAGAGGAUUGGCCCAAGAUUGCUCAUGUCCCCAAAAUUGAAAUUGAUUACAUAUGA
Molecule: messenger RNA, 1608 nt
Organism: Camellia sinensis
Lineage: Eukaryota; Viridiplantae; Streptophyta; Magnoliopsida; Ericales; Theaceae
Source: RefSeq, a predicted model, not a curated record